CUUUAAGGCCGUCUGAACGUCGUCUCUCAGUUCUUUCUCUUCGUCCUUCGACGCUCCGUUCUGCUGCAGAAACUCCAGGAAGCCGUUCACGUCUUCGUCCACGUAUUCUUUCUUCUUACGGUUCGGCUUCUUUACAGGAACCGGACCUCGAUUUGGAGGCGGGAGUCGGACUGGAGCCUCACAGCUGAUUUCAUUCAGACUCUGACGAGGCUUUCCUGGAGGUGGAGGUUCAGUUUGCUGCUAGAGCUCCGUCAACAUGCUGCAGCUGCUUGUUGUUGCUCUUCUGUUCACCGAAAACCUCGAACCCGGGAGCUGCAGUCCUCGACCAGACCAGAAGCCAGAUCAGGAUGACUGGAUCAGAAGAGCCAUUCAUUACAUGGAGUCCAACCCAGAAACGUUACAGGAGCUAAUGUCCAAAGAUUUCGAUCUGAUGGAGGGAGACAUAGUUCUAUCAAGGGACAGGAACGCUGUGGGCUCCAGGUGGCCGACACUGAGGAUACCCUACGUGAUCAGCUCAGAUCUGGACGGCCAGACUGGAGACAUCCUGGCUGCCAUGGAGAUGUUGUCCAGACACACCUGUAUCACCUUCCACAAGAGGACCACCGAGACGGACUACCUGUUCUUCAGACCCAGCAGAGGCUGUGCGUCAUUCGUCGGCUACAGAGGCGGCCAGCAGCCGGUGUUCAUCGGCCCUCAUUGUAUUGUGGGGAACAUUGUCCAUGAGGUCCUCCAUGCUCUGGGAUUCCACCACGAACACACGAGGACGGACCGCGGACAGUACAUCACCAUCCUGUCCCCUAACAUCAUGCCAGGAAAGGAGCGAAACUUCCAAAUGUAUGAUGGUGAAACCUUUAACCUCCCAUAUGACACCGCGUCCAUCAUGCACUACGGCAGCACAUUUUUUUCGUCCAAUGGUUUGCCAACCAUCGUCGCUAACAAAGACGUGAAUGGGAUGGGACAGAGAGUUAAAAUGACCGAGACAGAUGUCAAGAGAGUUCGAGAACUUUACAGCUGUGAUUCUCUGAAACAUGAAACUGAAACCAGGAAGACGGACGACAACGGAAACUCAAGCAUGGCCGACGCCGUGACCUCUGACCUCGGCACCAACAGAACCAACCAGAGCUCCUCGUCCUCCAUCACUGUGGUUCCUCCUGUCUCCCUGCUGCAGCUCACCUCCACCAGCAGGAGGUGCAGUAACUCCACCAGGCCACUCUGACCCACUCACCAAUAAACCAGUUGUUCCACA
Molecule: messenger RNA, 1246 nt
Organism: Amphiprion ocellaris (clown anemonefish)
Lineage: Eukaryota; Metazoa; Chordata; Actinopteri; Pomacentridae
Product: high choriolytic enzyme 2
Exons: 11
Coding region: 257-1216 (319 amino acids)
Biological process (GO): proteolysis
Molecular function (GO): metalloendopeptidase activity; zinc ion binding
Source: RefSeq, a predicted model, not a curated record